AUGGCUUACCAAUUGAGCGAGAAAACGUACAAGGUGCCCGUCGAACUUUUCAUCGAAAAUCGUCAGCGACUCGUCGAAGCACUUAAAGCAAAGUUUGGGGAUUCGACUGGAAACGUUGUUCUUCUUGAGGGCGGUCGUGAACAGAAUCGCUAUAACACCGAUGCAGCUGAUUUGCCAUUCCGACAAGAAUCGUACUUUUUCUGGACUUUUGGAGUGCAUGAGAGCGAGUUUUACGGUUUGAUUGAUGUCUCGACAGGAAAAAGUGUGCUGUUUCCACCACGACUUCAUCCAAGUUAUGCGAUCUGGGAUGGAAAGAUCAACGACGAAACAUUCUUCAAGGACAAGUAUUCGGUUGAUGAAGUUCAUUUUAAUGAUGAUGGUGUAAUCGCAAAUUAUCUAAAGACAAUUGGAACCAAAAAGCUUCAUCUUUUGCGUGCUGAAAACACUGACAGUCAAAAUGUUCUAGAGCCCGCAAAAUUCAGCGGAAUUGAGCAAUUUACUCAAGACGUUAGCGUUUUGUACGGCGUUAUAGCAGAACUCCGUGUUAUUAAAACAGAAAAAGAGAUUCAAGUGAUGCGGUAUGCGAGCAAAAUUGCUUCAGAAGCUCAUCGCGCGGCGAUGAAGCACAUGCGACCGGGACUUUAUGAAUACCAACUGGAAAGUCUCUUCAGACAUACAUCGUAUUACCACGGCGGAUGUCGACAUUUGGCGUACACUUGCAUCGCUGCUAGUGGAUGCAACGGAUCAAUCCUUCAUUAUGGACACGCUAAUGCUCCAAACGAUCGAUUUAUAAAAGACGGAGAUAUGUGUCUUUUCGAUAUGGGACCAGAAUACAAUUGUUAUGCAUCGGACAUCACAACAAGCUUCCCAGCUAACGGAAAAUUCAACGACAAACAAAAAGUUGUUUACAAUGCGGUUCUUGACGCGAAUCUUGCGGUUCUGAAACAAGCGAAACCUGGUGUUAGAUGGACAGAUAUGCAUAUUCUCUCUGAGAAAGUGAUUCUGGAGCAUUUGAAGAAGGCUGGAUUAGUUACUGGAGACAUCGAUGAAGCUGUAAAGGCUCGUAUUGGUGCGGUAUUCAUGCCUCAUGGACUUGGUCAUUUCAUCGGCCUUGAUGUUCAUGACUGUGGUGGUUAUCUCGGUGAUGCUCUGCCGCGAUCUACUGAACCAGGACUGAAGAGCCUCCGCACGACGAGAACAUUGAAGGAGAACAUGGUUAUAACAAUCGAACCGGGAUGCUACUUCAUCGAUUUCCUUUUGGAUGAGGCGUUAGCGGACCCGGUUAAAUCGAAAUUCCUCGUGAAAGCGGAAAUUGAUAAAUAUCGCGGUCUCGGCGGCGUUCGUAUUGAAGACGACGUGGUUAUUCGAGCUGCUGGAAAUGAAAAUCUAAGCGAUUUACCAAGAACUGUGGAAGAAAUCGAAAACUUCAUGGCGAGCGGUGAAUGGAAUGAGAAAACAAUUGAAUCCAGAAUCAGCGAAUACUUGAAAUAA
This is a messenger RNA of Caenorhabditis bovis, 1491 nucleotides long. The record is from the annotation of a GenBank genome assembly. Lineage: Eukaryota; Metazoa; Nematoda; Chromadorea; Rhabditida; Rhabditidae.